AUAUAUUAACUUUAUUUUUUUAAUUAACUGAUACUUAAUUACAUCAACUUUUUAUUAACACUUUUAAUUAUAUUAACUUUUUUUUUUAAUGAUUAGCAAUAACUUUUAUUAGACUACAAGAACAUAUAUUGCCACCCGGCAUACAUUAAUGCAUGCUAAAUAAUGAGAUCAAUUGGAUGUAUGCGAUCUAUUAUUUUAAAUCUAUCUAUAUCUUUCAAAUUUCAAUUAUGUAUUUUCAAGUUAUUUUUAGAUCUUCCAUCAUUUUUGCUUUUAUCCCAGCCCUAAUUAACAAGCGGUUGUUAAAUUGCAAAAAAUAUUUCCUUAUUUUUUGGGACUCUGUUUGCCUUCAGGUCUUUUUCAAUAUCAUUUUCGAUAGUAACAUCUUUAAAAUUGUCUUUAUUUAACUGUCACGUUCACGUGUUUUCACGAAGAUCAUCCCGUGUAGUACCAUUCUAGCAAAGGAGGUAAGUCGAAUUGACUUGGCGAAGGAGGAUGUUAAAUAAAUUGUCGAUGAGAAUAAAUUGAAUUGACUUGGCGAAGGAGGUUUUUAUUUUCAGUUGGAUAAUCUUGGAAUGAUAUCAUGAUUUCACUUUGAAUCUUAUUUCCAUCAACCUAGCAGAAAGGAUUGCUUCUAUAUCUAUACCUCAGCGGCCUAGGUGAUGGAGAAGGUGAGAAGCCAACAAUUUAAUUUUAAAGUACGAAUAUUUUAUUUUAUUUUAUUUUU
This is a messenger RNA of Rhizophagus irregularis DAOM 181602=DAOM 197198, 724 nucleotides long. The record is from RefSeq and is a predicted model, not a curated record. NCBI's taxonomy places the organism in Eukaryota, Fungi, Glomeromycota, Glomeromycetes, Glomerales, Glomeraceae.